AUGUCGAUGCCGUGUUGGUCAUGAGUAGCGGCCGCUGCUGGCCACCAUCCGUAGAUUUACCGACGUGUUCGAGUGCUUUUGAGUAGCGGUGCAGUACGGGCUGUCAAACUGUACUACUGUAGGCGCAGAUCCGCGGAUGUUCAUCUAUUUCUUUUUUUCAGAUUCCUUCCAAGACCGUAGAAGUAAGCGAGUCGUUCAGGACUUGUUCUGUCAGAGUCACCAGCACCAACAGUCAACACCUAGUCACCGGGCUUGCCGAACCGAGACAUAUUCUCGUGAGCAACACAUGUGGGCACAUUGACUGCGUUUGUGUCCGGGACGAAUUACCGACAGCACGAGUCGCCUGCUCCCACCAAGGGCAAGCAACCGCCAUAUCGAGCAGAGAAGGGGUAGAUCGUGCCAUCUGGAACCGGUUGGCAGCUGAACGAGGGACUCCAGAUCAUUUGAAACGUGCAGAAGGCAGCGAGAGCGAACACUCUCAGUGCUGAAAGGAGGAGAACAACAACAGCAGUACGAAUGCCUGGAGGAACGAUGGUGGAUGUGUGUCGGAGCCCAAUUGCAAUGUCGACAGGCGAACAACGACGACAAACCAGCCCAGCAGUAUCUGCUGGUCGCGGUGUGAGUCUGCCGGACGGGUACGAGCCGCUACCGCACCAAGUAGCUGGUCAUCUUUUCACUAAUGGCAAGCUAGGCAUGCUAAGACGAUGUGGGGACGGUACAGCAGUGCUCAAGCCGGUACAACGCUCGCCCAAAGGUCCUCGAGAGCUGCAGUUCUACAAGGAGCUGUCAGCGUCGCAGUGCAGAGAUGAGCUGCAGUGCUUGAGACCCUGGGUUCCACAGUUCCAUGGAGUAACGGACAUAGUAAUAUCCGAUGGUAUCGCAGAACGACAGCAGACAUUUCUCCUAUUAGAAGACCUGGCAUCCACAUUGCCCCAUGCUAGUGUCAUUGAUUUGAAAAUCGGCCGACGAUGUUGGGAUGAGAGUGCAAGUUCAGCCAAAAUCAAUGCUGAGCUUGCCAAGUAUCCACAGCAAGAGCACAUUGGCUACCGGAUCUCUGCCAUGCGUGUGUUCAACCGCACCAAGAAUGAAUUCAAGUAUUACAGCAAGCUGUACGGGCUAUCUCUGGACGAGUGCGCUGUGCUGGACUCGCUGCACGCGUUUUUCUACGACGGUGUGGGUCAGCGUGCUGAUGUCAUUAGGAAUGUGCUGUCGCAGCUGCAGAGCUUGCGGGAGGUGUUUCUACGGCAGUCGGCCGCACACUUCUAUGCUAGCUCACUACUGAUUGUGUAUGACGGUGGCCUGCCCGCAUCGCCUGCCACCGUCAAGGUGAAAAUGAUCGACUUUGCGCACACAUUCCUGGUGGCGGGGUCGGGCGAGCAGAGUCUGGACGAGAACUAUCUCUUCGGCCUGACCCAUCUGAUAGAGAGUUUGAGCAAGUUGCUGGAACACUAGUUGCUCUGACCGUGUUACCCAUAGACAGUUCUGGAACACUAGUUGCUCUGACCGUGUUACCCAUAGAGUUCUGACCGUGUUACCCAUAGAGUUCUGGCAGUAAAUGAGUAGUAUGUAGUUUACAUGUCCAAGCUGGUCUUGGAAUAGACCAAGCUGGUCUUGGAAUAGACAUGUUGGUGAGCAGACCUAUUCUAGUGUACGUCAGUACUCCUUACUCCCUGCUAUAAUUAACAGAUCAGUGAAGGACUUCACAAUGGUUGCAUCCAUCACUAGUUCGUGUUAAGACUAAACAUCAAUUUGUCCGUAUGCACCCAGGUGGUGAAGUUGGUACGGUGGCGGGGAAUUUCAGGAAGCUGUGUUAUCUCUUUCUACCAUCGUAACCGCCCGCGUUUUCUUCUGUUCUGUGUGUGUGUGUGUGUUGGAGACGCAAUUCUUGUGGGCUUACUCGCUCUUUUUUCUCUCUUUUUAUCAUCCUCUCUAUAUCUCAGUUUUCCUCAUGUCUUGAGUUAUUUGGCAAUGGCCAUGAGCAGUGUUGCUAUCAGUGUUGCUAUCGGUAUAUGCGGUGUAUACACCGCAUGUAGUUAGUGUAUCACAGGUUGAAUUUCUGUCUUGAUCCGAUCUAUCGUAUGGAGCAUCUUUGGCUGUCUACUUCUACUGCAGUGCUGCGGGUGUGUACAGUUCUUGUGAUCAGUACUCUUACCUCAUGUAUACACAGUUCAGCAAGGGUUUCAGACUAUUUCCUUGUGCUCUAUCGCAGCGUUCAGAGUCUCCUGAUUGUGUUCUUUCCUGCACAUUUGCGUCUGCUUGAAUCAUGUGACCUUUUCCGCUCACUCAAUAACACUCAGUAACUAUGUACAUUGUACAUUUCGUCAUCAUGUCAAGUACACAGCAGGGAUAUAGACUGCUAUGGCCAGGAACUAUCGUUCUUGUGUUUUAUGCUUUUAGGAAGUCCCUGUGCCGUCA
Molecule: messenger RNA, 2415 nt
Organism: Sycon ciliatum
Lineage: Eukaryota; Metazoa; Porifera; Calcarea; Leucosolenida; Sycettidae
Product: inositol polyphosphate multikinase-like
Exons: 1
Coding region: 517-1452 (311 amino acids)
Biological process (GO): inositol phosphate biosynthetic process
Cellular component (GO): nucleus; cytoplasm
Molecular function (GO): inositol tetrakisphosphate kinase activity; inositol-1,4,5-trisphosphate 3-kinase activity
Source: RefSeq, a predicted model, not a curated record